AUGGCGGAAGCUGUUCGUGAUGCAGGUUUUAGCCUCAAGUGCAUCAAGGAUAAAAAGAUCCCCAUCGGCGUCACCGUGGUCGUAGCAGCGUUGCUUCUCACCAUCAUCGCGCUGGCGGCCUCUCCCGUCCUUCCCAGCUGCCUGGAAAACGGGAUCGGGUACGGGGAGAAGUGCUUUUACUUCGUGGAGGACGAAGCGGGCUGGAACAGGAGUCAAAUCUCUUGCCUGUCCCUCGGAGCCCGUUUGGCCACCGUCGACACCCGGGAGGAGCUGCGUUUCCUCGUGCGCUAUGGGAGUUCCUCGCACUACUGGGUCGGUCUCCGAAGGGAAGGCUCUGGACCUUGGAGAUGGUCCAACGGGUCCCUCUUCGACAACCAGUUCGAUGUCCGGGGCGAGGGACAAUGUGCCUAUAUCGCCACUGACGGGAUCCGCAGCGACUGGUGCUCCCGGAGGAAAUCCUCUGUCUGCAGCCACCCGCAAAAGCGCCCAAGCGGCGUCCAGAAAUCCUGA
Messenger RNA from Phaethon lepturus (White-tailed tropicbird), 510 nucleotides. RefSeq names its product C-type lectin domain family 2 member E-like. The coding region runs from base 1 to 510 and encodes 169 amino acids. The record is from RefSeq and is a predicted model, not a curated record. The transcript is spliced from 5 exons. NCBI's taxonomy places the organism in Eukaryota, Metazoa, Chordata, Aves, Phaethontiformes, Phaethontidae.